This is a messenger RNA of Durio zibethinus, 3545 nucleotides long. Its product is annotated as DUF724 domain-containing protein 6-like. The record is from RefSeq and is a predicted model, not a curated record. Lineage: Eukaryota; Viridiplantae; Streptophyta; Magnoliopsida; Malvales; Malvaceae.
AAAAAAAAAAAAAAAAAAAGAAACCGGAAAGCCCCGUAGGUUUUCUGCUUGAGAGAUUCCAGACCAUACACUCCACUCUAGACAAAAAUGGUGAAUCCUCCUCCUGAAACUGACCCAUCCCAACAACCACCCUUCCUCAAAGGAACCCCAGUCGAGGUCAGCAGCGAUGAGGAAGGCUUUCGAGGCGCUUGGUACUUGGCUACAAUUCUCGAAUACCCUCCUAAAUCCACUUCUAAGAAGCGCAAGAAGGCGUUGGUUCAGUACAGGACUUUACUCACCGAAGAUGGCUCGUCCCCUUUGACGGAAUACGUCGACCCCGCUUUUAUACGGCCGUUUCCACCUAAAGAGAAGGAGGAUGUUAAGCCAGGGUUUGAGGUAAACGACGUCGUAGAUGCGAGGUAUAGGGAUGGUUGGUGGACUGGGGUUGUGAGAAAGGUUUUGGAAAUGUCGAAAUAUAGGGUUUAUUUCGAUAAUCCACCUGAUGUUAUUGAGUUUGAUAGGAAAGAUUUGAGGGUUCAUUGGGAUUGGAUCGAUGGCAAAUGGGUUCGACCUGAAAAGCAGCAAUCAACAGGCUCCAUUUUUAGCUCAGGGACAGCAGUGGAGGUCCAUAUUGACAAAGAAAACUUACGUGAUGUUUGGUUCCCUGCCAUAGUCAUAAAAGAAAAUGAGGAUAAUACUUUCUUGGUGAAGUAUCAGACCUCUAGGAACGAUGAUGAGUCGGGGACAGGAAAAGUUGUUGUAGAUUCCCUCCUCAUCAGACCCACUCCUCCUCGUUAUGCAGAUAGAAAUUAUGAAUUGCUGGAAAGAGUGGAUACCACAUAUAAAUUUGGUUGGCGAAGUGGAGUAAUUACCAAAGUUCUUACUGGAAGAAGGUACAAUGUCUUUUUUAAGCAUGGAAAUGAGGACAAGGAACUCAAUCACUCGGAUAUGAGGCCGCAUGUUGAAUGGGUUGAUGGCAAAUGGGUUAGUAAAUCAAAGGGAGUCUUAAUUGCAUUUGACGAGCAAGAACAGAUAGGAAAUGCUCUCCCUGGUACCCACAAUGCUGAGGUGGUUGGAGAACUUGAAAGUUUGUUUUCCUCAAAGGAUAAUUCUGAAGAUAAGACUCCUUUGACAAAUCUAUGCAAGAAUUUGAUGGAGCAGCCAACUCCUACUGAUGAAAAGAAUGCCUUGCUCUCAAGCAAGAAGAAGGUCAAACUGGAAACAUCUAAUGGUAACACUUCCCGCUCCCGGCCUUUGAAAAAGCUAACUGAUGGAAACACAGUGGGGACACCAUUGUCAGUCACAGGCGACCGGUUGAAAGAUAUGCCUAAUGACACUUCAUGUAAAGAAGGCACUUCUAGGACCGGAGGUACAGGAACUAGAUUCACGAAGAAAACUAUGAUUGGUGAUCAGUCUUGUGCUAAUACUGAGAGCUCUUUAACAGGAGCCACAACUCAAACUGCUUCGAUUGACUGCCUUUUCUGUCAACAUCACCGUUCUAGCUGGAUGACUAAGAGGCAGAAAGUUGGUUCAGUUGACAGUAAAACAAAUAGCCUUGGGAAAAGGACCGUAAGAGCUAGAAAGUCACCAACUAAAGGUCCACAGGUUUUGACAGCAGGCAAGGAGGGAAUUGCAGGUACUGCAGAAGUAAUUAAUGAAGGGGAGGUUAAACCAAAAGAAGUUGAAAUGCCUAUCAUCUUAGGAUUAACAGCAAAGUUCACAAAGACUUUACAGGCUGAAAAUUCUUUUCAGAUUCCUAACGAGGAAUCUCUGAAGCUAAUGGGGGAUCAAAAAAAUAAUGUAAAUGAUUCAGUUAGAAAUGAAAACAUGGAAAUAAAAGAGCAUGAAGUUGGAGUAAAUGAUCUGAAAAGAAAGAGGGGAAGACCACGUAAAUCAGUAGUUACAAGUCCAAAGGCUUAUGAUGCUGGUAAGGAGCAAAAUGGGGCUGGUGGUCUUGCUGAUGAAAAAGCUGUAAAAGAUUGUAUGACUGAUGAUGCUGAUUUGUCAAAACAUAAAGGGGUGGAGCUGGCAGCCUCUCAAGAUGCAUUUAGAGGAAGGAAAAAUGAUGAUUACAAAACAAAAGAGGUUCACUUGGCGAUUGUUGGGAUUUCCAACACGGCUGAUGAGGAUCAACCACUAUCAACAUGGAUAGGUGGAAUCCACUCUUCAGGUGAUGAAGAAUCAAGACUUUCUUCUGAUAAGCAUGUCAAUGGAUGGAAUGAUGAAAGAGAGGGACUGGUUGAAGUUCCAGUAGAAUCUCUUGCAAUUGAUGCCAGAGGUAGACGACCAUUGGAUGAUGAUCGGAGUUUGCCUUUUGUGAAGAAAUCACCUGUCUGGCGAACAAUUGAAUCUAUGGAUGUCUUCCAAAUUGUGCCCCAAAAGCCGCAUUUUCAACCUUUGAAUGAAAAUAGAGAGGAGUUUCGUGAAGGAUCGGCAAUUGGUAUCAUGGUAACUUUUGCUGGUUUGUUUGAGAAGAUAUCCAUGUUGCAUUUUGAUGACCCUAGAUAUACAUUUGACAGCAUUUUGGAAAGUCUUAAUGACUUGGAAAAGCAUGGAUUUGAUGUUACUUUGCUUCGAUGUCGCGUGAAUGAAUUACUGUCAAUCAAAGAAGCUCAAGGACAGCAUCAAGAAAAAAGAAAAAAUGCUGAAAGGGAGAUGAUUGAGAAUACAAAGGAGAUAACUAAAUUGGACGAAGAGAUGGAAGAGAUUGAAAAGAAGAUUACUCAUUUACAAGAACGACACACUUCCAUAAAGUUAGAGAAGGAGAUUAAGAAUGUUAAGGUUGGUAAUUUGAAGUCGGAUGUUGAGGUUCUAAAUGAACUUAUUCAGAAAUCCUCACGUGAUUUUAAAAAAAUAGCUACUGCCCCUUGGAGGUUUCCAUGAUUGAUGGUGCACUAGUCUUGGUUUCUUGUUCAUACUCCUGGUGUGCAGGUGAUGAUCAUUGUUGUUAAAUAUGUGGAUUCAACUGUAGCAGCGGUUAGGGUAGAGCAGUAGGGUCAUUUUGAUUAUUAGAUCUGUUUCAUGCACAUAGCAUAUGAUCUUUGAGGUCAUGUAUUGUUAAUAUGAAGCUGCUUCCCUGGAUAGAAAUAGUGAAAAUGUGAACACUAACUUUUGUGGAACCCUUUGUUGAUGUCCUUUUAAUAGAUGUUUUUUUGGUCGCACAUGCACUUACUGAAGUGAAGCUUUUGGGAGUGUAUAUAUCUUUCUUCCACUCAUUAUUCUGGUGAAUCGCAGCUGAUUUGGAUUCUUCGGUGCUGUUAGUAGUUUUGAACUAAAUAUACAGAAUCUUUGAUUAACAACAGUGCUAAAUGUGGACUUUGUUUGAUAAGAUGGAAAAUUUGGCUCAAAAUGUGCACUUCAACGAUCUUGUCCGCUUUCUUGAAGGCAGAAGCCCCGGAAGGUUAUAUAUUUAUCCGUAGCUCAUGAAUGUCCAAACCCUUAUCAGGAUGUGGGGGGAAAGCCAAUGCACCGGCCCAUUUUUUUAACUUUGUUCCAUUCAAUUCUAUAACAGUCUUAAGCCUUGUAUAUAUACACAGGUAUAAAUACCAUCACAAUAAUUUAGAAAA